Acaulospora colombiana is the source of this 153-nucleotide messenger RNA. The record is from the annotation of a GenBank genome assembly. NCBI's taxonomy places the organism in Eukaryota, Fungi, Glomeromycota, Glomeromycetes, Diversisporales, Acaulosporaceae.
UUAGAUACAAAACGUUUGAUUUCCAUUGAUGAAAAGUCCGAAGUUGCAAUAUCAUUUUUCGAAGAGCUUAAAUUCAAGCACGACCAUCGAGUUCAAGCAGAGCAAACUCUUAGAGACACGGUUGAAUACCUAUUAAAUUACCAUGAAAGGGAA